Clavispora lusitaniae ATCC 42720 is the source of this 4161-nucleotide messenger RNA. RefSeq lists its product as uncharacterized. The record is from RefSeq and is a predicted model, not a curated record. NCBI's taxonomy places the organism in Eukaryota, Fungi, Ascomycota, Pichiomycetes, Serinales, Metschnikowiaceae.
AUGUUGUGGCGCCUACACCCGUGCACCACAGAUCGCAUCCCCUUAUCGGCUUUAGAUCUGAUUAGUCGUUUCCGUGCUCUCUGUUAUUUCAUCCUUAUGUUCCCACGGUUCUUAAAGAGGCUGGCCUCUGUUUCAAGUAGACGCCAAAGGUACAUAAGAUACCGCAGAUGCCUGCAAUUGCCUUUUUUCUCCCGGUAUUUCUCCCAGGCUUUCUCAUAUUCCCUCUUCUCCAAGAACCAUCUUGGUGGAUAUUGGUCUUUCUUCCUGGUCAGAAAGGCUAGUGACCCUCGCGCACCUUACCACAAUUCAGCCGGUACGAGACCUAGUAAAGUGCCUCUUAGUGGUCAGUAUGACCCUUCAUUGGUUGACUCCGCGUUACUCCAAGUAACAAUGAAUAAGUAUGCCAAGAAUGCGCCAGCCGAUGUUCUUCAAGUUUUGAAAGUCCUCUUCGAUUCAAACCCUUCUCGCAUGUCAAGAUUGGUGGAGUCUAUGUGCGAGUUCUAUUCUUCUAGAGGCAAGACAUCUUUUUCUCUGACUUCGGCAAAUGAAUUAAAUGAUAUAAUGAGGGUGUUUUGGAACUCAAUUGCUCUUGCAGUCAAGAAUGAGACGCGUCCAGAAUUACGUGAUUACUUCCUUAAAUUAGAUUCUAAGAUUUCAAAGUCAAAGCAUUCUACAGACGCUUCCAAUCUUCUUGAAAUGCUCAUGGACUAUGGUUCAAAGAGGAAAUCAUAUAUGGACCUCUACAGCAAGGGAAUUGGUAACUUCUUACCAGAGUUGCAAACAAUGGUGUCUGAGUUUGAUUUCUCAAAGCUAACUACUAUUGCCCCCGUGUUGAACAAAAUAUCCCUCUUGGUAUCUGAGUUCAAUGCCUAUUUAGCUGAACAAGGCGAUCUAAAACAUUUCGACUCUAAUGCCUACCACCUCUACAUAAACUUGAAGCGUUACCAGAGCUUAUACAAUAUUUUGAUUUCACGAUCCACUGAUAGUCGCUUGCCGAAAGAGAUUCUCGCCAUAGUUAAAGAUGAGCAAGCCGCUGCCAUUCAAUCUGAAAUUCAAAAAUCCAGUGGAGAGCAAGAAGAAAUUGAUAAGCUUAUCUUUACAACACACAGAAACAUCUUAAAUGCUUUCUAUGUGUCGACGGGUUUGAAAAAUUAUCAUACACUCUUUGCGUUUGUGAAUCACGAGUGUCGAAGGGAUGUGUAUUCUAAGGAAGAAAAACAGAUUUUCCAAAACUUUACUAAAACAUUCUUGCCAUUAUUAUGCAAGGGAUUACUUAAAUCGAACCUGUUGAAUGAUAUCAAAUAUCUCUGUCUUCCUGUUCGAUUUGACAAUAAUGUCAUUAUUCCGUUCAAAUUCUCGGAGAAUCUUUUAGAUAAUUACGAACUUUCUCUUGCAAUACUUUUUGAAGUACCAUGUCGGAUUCAUUUGCUCAAUUUAAUCACUCCCAGAAGCAUCAAGGACUACUCAGCACACUCGUCAAAUGAAAUUGCCUCGGAAAUUCGCAAGUAUUUUGAUACGUCUUGCGCAUUAUUGAAAAACGAUGCAGAGAGUCUUAUCAAGUCCUUGCUGGCCAUGGACCAAUAUCUCAUACGCGGUUUUAAAGUGUUAAACUUGCUUAAUGAAGACAAAAAACUCCAAACAAUUGCUCAGGAACAGAGCGAAAAAUGUUCCACUGUUGAGUGCUUAAACCCUUCAAUCAUUGACCUUACAUCAAAAAUUGAAGACCACCCUACGGGGAAGAAUACGAAUGAACCCAUUCAUGCUAUCAAUGAUGAAGUCCUGCGUUUCAAAAAUGAAGUGGCAAAUUUCCGUGCCGUGGAUUUGAACAAUGAACGAUUUGCUGAUAUUGGUGCUCGUGCAACACUUCGCUAUAUUAAUGAACGGAUGAAAGAAGUGUUAUCUCUGAGCAACACAUGUGAGACGUCGGCUAUUACAUCAGAAAAUGCAGAGAAAUUCGUUAAGCUCUAUGAACAUUUGGCCACAGCAUAUGACACAGAUACUCCAUUUGUAACUCAACUUGACCGCCUUGCAGAUGAAGUAUUACACGAUGAGAAAGCUUUGGAACGGUCGGAGUAUGUGCAAAUUCCAGAUUACCUCAUGCUUCACUCCUUGCACUCUGAAUUAGAAAUUUUCAAAACCGACGAGCUUAAACGUGACUACAGUGAAUUAACACUGGAAGAAGUAUUGAAACUGUUAGAAGCACGAGUUCAGGAGGUUCUUCAACACGGUCUGACCCUGUCGGAAUCAAGAAUAACGCUGAAGAAUAUUUUGCAUUUCAAAAAGCUAUUAUCGCGCUUAAAGACGCUUUUUGCAGUAAAUGGUGGUAAUACUGAAGUUUUAGAUGCACUCAUUAGGUCUCAGAAUACCUUUGAUCAAUUUGAAUCGCAGUUACGUGAAAGACGCGAAGCGAAAGCACCCUUCCAAGCCAGUUCACAGGAAGUUCCUGAAACAUUUUCUGGACCUUAUUUGCAGAUACCAGACGAGCUACAAUUGCAUCAAUAUAUUGAAGAGCUUAGUCUUUUUCGGAAACAUGACCUUUCAAGUGAAUACAAAGAUAAGUCGGCUCAAACUAUUCUCGAUUUAUUGCAAGAAAGAACUGACAAUGUUUACAAGGGAUUACCAGUUUCCUAUCCUGAUCUGUGCAUCAAUGCAGACAACUUUGUCAGGUUCAUCAAUUUGCAAGCAAAGCUUAAAAAAUUGUUUAUCCUCAAUGGCGGAAAUACAGCAAUUUUGGAUACAUUGAUUCAUUCGCAGUCCGUCUUUGAAGAAUUCGAAUCUAAAAUCGCUCACCAGGAGAAAAGCCUUGUUGCUAAUGAUGAAAAUGUGUCGGGAAAAGCAUACAUCCAAGUUCCAGAUCAAAUGGUAUUCGAAGAGUACUCCGAGGAAUUAUUAUCGCUCAGGCGCAAACUUGGUUGUACUUUUGCAAGUACGACAGCAGAGGAUAUUUUGUUAUGCUUAGAGCAAAUGCAAGCUGAAGAAAUGGACCUUGAUCAAAAAGUUGUUCUUGGUAAAUUACUUUACAAUCUUCACAACUUGUUUAAACUCAACAAUAACCACACAUUUGUAUUGGACAAUAUUUUACUAAGCGCUAAAACGUUUGAUCAAAUUGAGCAAAAGAUUUCAAACAAAGCAGCUGCAGAAAACACAUUCGUUAUGGGUGAUUUCUUGAAAGAUGAUGCGAAGUCUAGAGUCCAAGCAGAUGAUUAUGUGUUGUCUCUUCUCCCUGACAAAGAGAAAUUAUUAAAGUCAGUAAAGUUUGAUUCAGAAGAUGCAAUACAGACUGCUGUGCACAAAGCAUUUUCCUCGUACUCUGAAGAAAAUGAGAAUGGUAUAGUGGACGAAAACAACAAUUUUGUUUUGUCGCAUGUUGAAUCAGCACCACAAAGAGUGGCAUCCAAGGCUAAGGAAAUUGACGAGCAUGGUAAACCAAUUCACAAAGAAACCCUUCAAAAGUUCUUGGAGAAAGCAAAACAUAAGAAUGAAAGUAAGCUCGAGAGACAAUGGAGAGAGCGCAAAGCUUACGAGUGGAGCAGUAAUAUGGCUAACGGAAAUCGUUCCCUUGAAUCAAGAAAUUUCUUCGACCCAUUUUUCGAAAAGACUUCCCGCUUCCCUAUGUUUCCAUCAAUAAACGGCAAGGGAAAUGAUUAUUUGGUUUUAACUGGCAAAGGCGAUACAUUCAUGUCUAAUACUAAUCCGUUGGGGGAGACACAUACUCCAGAAGACAUGGUAGGAAUCCUCGAGCGUCUUUCCGAGAAGGAGUUGGAAAAGUUUUCCAAGAGCAUCAAUAAACUUCAAAAACGUAACUGGAGACUUAUUGGGGCAAGUGAUGGUAAGGACAAGUUGUUGGUUUUGAGUCGCAAGACUUCAAGUCGUCCUCGCAUAUAUUUGGCACAUCUCAAGUCGUUAGUGGGAUCAGCCUUACUCGUGUUCUUAUUGUUGAUCGGUUUGAACUACUGCCUCGAAGACCGUACUGCUGCAGAGGAGAAACAGCUGGUCAAUAAACCAACAGAUGCGUUAGCAGAUAAUUCCCGUGUGCGAGUCAAUACAGCAACAAACCCCAAUACGGAAAAGACGGACCUUGUUGUUGAACUGAAUUAUUUAGUCCCAUCGGAAAACACUCCACGUCGGAACCGGUGGGCACUGCUUCUUUGGAAAAUUUGA